This is a messenger RNA of Anas platyrhynchos (mallard), 5106 nucleotides long. RefSeq names its product hephaestin like 1 (gene HEPHL1). Gene Ontology annotation, biological process: iron ion transport. Gene Ontology annotation, cellular component: plasma membrane. The record is from RefSeq and is a predicted model, not a curated record. Lineage: Eukaryota; Metazoa; Chordata; Aves; Anseriformes; Anatidae. Gene Ontology annotation, molecular function: copper ion binding; ferroxidase activity.
CCAGGAGGGAGGGGUGAGCUCUCCGUGGUGCAUCCUGCUGCUGCCUGCCUGCUGCCAGCCUCGCAAUCACAACUACAAAUGCCUCCUGUGCGAGGUGGUGGCUGCCUUCGCACUCUCGGGUUCCUCUGCCUGUUCACAGUGGUGGAAACAAAAAUCAGAACCUACUACCUCGGGAUUGUGGAAGAGAACUGGGACUAUGCACCAUCUGGGAAAAAUCUGAUCACGGGACAGAGCCUCUUGGAGGACAAGUUUGCAAGUGUGUAUGCAACAAGAGGAGCCAACCGCAUAGGGCGUGUGUACAAAAAGGCUAUUUUUAGGCAAUUCACCGAUGACACAUACUCCCAGGAAAUCCCCAAAGCAGCCUGGCUGGGAUUCCUCGGGCCAGUCCUGAAGGCAGAAGAAGAGGAUGUCUUUAUUGUCCAUUUGAAAAACUUUGCUUCCCGUCCAUACUCAGUGCAUCCACAUGGGGUCUUCUAUGACAAGGACUCUGAAGGAGCGCUUUACCCAGAUGGAACCGGCGGUAAAAGCAAAGAGGACGAUUUUGUUGUUCCCGGUGGAAAUUACACGUACACAUGGCCAGUAAGGAAAGAUUAUUCCCCAACUUUGGCAGACUCAAACUGCUUGACUUGGAUUUACCAUUCUCACAUUGACACACCAAGAGAUAUUGCAUCUGGUUUAAUUGGGCCACUGCUGGUUUGUAAAAAAGGAACUGCAGAUGAGACCUCAAUAGAAAGGACUGGUGCUGCUAAUGCUUUUGCCCUGAUGUUUAGCAUUGUAGAUGAAAAUUUCAGCUGGUACCUCGAUGAGAAUAUAAAGACUUUCUGCUUAGAACCAGCAACAGUUGACAAAGACGAUGACGGUUUCCAGACCAGCAACCGAAUGCAUGCUCUUAAUGGUUAUAUUUAUGGAAAUCUCCCUGGCUUGGAGAUGUGUGCUGAUACUCCCAUGUCCUGGCACUUGAUUGGCAUGGGAAGCGAGAUUGAUAUACACGCUGCGUAUUUCUACGGCCACACAUUCACCAACAGAGACCAGAGGGCAGAUGUCGUCGGUCUGUUCCCAGCAACAUUCAUCACAGCAGAAAUGACCCCUGGGAGCCCCGGGAGGUGGUUGAUAACUUGCCAGGUUAAUGAACAUUUGCGAGGUGGCAUGGAGGCACUGUAUGAUGUACAGAUCUGCAAAGAAAAACUGUCUCAGCCUUCACCAGUCAGUCACAAGAGAAGAUAUUAUAUUGCUGCUGAAGAAGUGCUCUGGAAUUAUGGACCUGACGGUUAUGAUAAAUUCACUGGGCAGGGCUUAAAUGCCACUGGCAGUGAAUCUGCAAUUUAUUUCACACAAGGGACUGACAGAAUAGGAGGGCAAUACUGGAAGGUUCGCUAUGUGGAGUAUACUGAUGCAACAUUCAGUAAAAGGAAGAUUCAGCCAAAGAACAUGAAGCACCUAGGAAUACUUGGUCCUGUAAUAAAAGCUGAAGUGGGAGAUACAGUGCUAGUUACAUUUGCCAAUAAAGCCAAAAGGAGCUACAGCAUUAUGGCCCAUGGCGUAAGCUUCAGCAAACUGUCGGAAGGAGCUCCCUACUUAGAUGGAUAUAUGAAGCCAGGAGCCCACGUUAAGGCAGGUGAAACCUUCACGUACAAAUGGAGAGUGCCUGAAAAUGGAGGUCCAAGUGAGAACGACCCACCGUGCCUCACCUAUCUCUACUACUCAGCCACUGAUGCCGUCAAGGACACCAAUUCUGGCCUGGUGGGGCCUUUGCUGGUCUGUCGGAAGAACGUGCUGAAUGAGGACGGGACGCAGAAAGGAAUAGACAGAGAAUUCUACCUUCUAUUUUCAAUCUUUGAUGAAAAUGACAGCUGGUAUCUGAACAAGAAUAUCGAAGCAUUUACUGGAGACCCUUCAAAGGUAGAUGAAAAUGACGAGGAUUUCAAGGAAUCCAACAAAAUGCACGCUGUCAACGGCUACUUGUUUGGUAACCUGCCAGGCCUGGCCAUGUGCAAGGAUGACAAGGUCUCCUGGCACCUCAUCGGGCUGGGCAGUCACUACGACAUGCACGGGGUUCAGUUUCAAGGAAACACCAUUGACCUGAGAGGGACGACGAGGGACGGCCUGGCCUUGUUUCCUCACUUAUCGGGAACAGCACUGAUGCAGCCAGACCGUGUGGGCACAUUCAAGGUGGUUUGCAGGACUUUUGAUCACUUUGUCGGGGGGAUGAAACACCUCUACGAGGUCAGCAGCUGCCGCAAUGCCACCCGAGCCCAGCAGCAGCACAACACCAUGAGGAUCUUCUACAUCGCUGCGGAGGAGGUGGAGUGGGACUAUGCCUCAAAUAAGAGCUCAGAACCAAAGAUUUACAACAUCAGCAGCAAUGAGGAAAGUUAUGGGCACAUUUUUCUGAGCCAAGGUGAAGACCUAAUUGGUACAAAAUACAAGAAGGUGGUUUACAGGGAGUACACGAAUGGCAACUUUACACAGCGCAAAGUGCGGACAGAGGAGGAGGAACACCUGGAAAUCCUGGGGCCAUUACUCCAUGCCGAGGUUGGUGACUCUGUGCUGAUCGUGUUUAAGAACAAAGCCAGCAGGCCUUAUUCAGUGAGUGCACACGGUGUAGAAGAAGUGGGUUGUGAAGAACAACCUGAGACACCGAUUACCCUCCCAGGGGAAAUAAACACCUACAGGUGGAACGUUCCAGAGCGAUCCGGCCCUGGCAAAACAGAUCCAAACUGUAUCACUUGGGUUUACUAUUCAACAGUAAAUUUUGUAAAGGACACAUACAGUGGUCUCAUUGGGCCUCUUGUAGUUUGCAGAAAAGGAAUUUUGGAUGAAAAUGGUUUGAGGAAAGACAUUAAUCGUGAAUUUACUCUCCUGUUUAUGGUGUUUGAUGAAAACAAAUCCUGGUAUUUGAAAGAAAACAUUGAAACAUACCUUCAUAAGAACCCAGAUGAUUUUAAUUCCACUAAGGACUUUGUAGAAGGCAACAGCAAGCAUGCAAUCAACGGGAAGAUUUAUAACAGUCUGCUGGGUCUAACAAUGAAUGAAGGCGAUACGACGAACUGGUAUUUGAUAGGAAUGGGCAAUGAAGUGGAUAUACAUACAGUGCACUUCCACGCACAGACCUUCAUCUUCAAGACAGAUAAGGACCACAGAGGAGACGUGUAUGACCUUUUUCCUGGGACAUUCCAAACAGUUGAGCUGGUGGCAGAAAACCCUGGGACGUGGCUCCUGCAUUGCCAUGUAGCCGACCACAUCCACGCUGGCAUGGAAACGACCUACACCAUCAAUAAAUCAGAACGGGAAGCCCCUUCAGAAGGAACAGUCACAACUGUAGCUUAUGGUACCACCACUGCAGAAAACAGGACCACAGCAAAGGAUUAUAACAGCCAAGAGGGCACUCUUUGGGGCAAAAUCCUGAAUCCUGGAGCAGCCAGCCUGAUGUUCGCAGCUUUUGUUUUUGUUGGACUUGUUCUGCUGCUCACCACACUGACCUUCUUCUGCCUCACCACCCGCCAAGGAAGCAGGAUCCAGUACCAGGCUCUGCAUGACAAAAGCGUUUUUCCAGCAGACUCCCUGUAAGCCCCAACUUUAGCAUCCUUCACGGAGCUGCGCCGGAUUUCACGACAUGCUGCUGCUGCACCUGGAGCAAGAGCCACGCCGACAGCCCCAUCCCAGUAGCCAGCACUCACGACAGCGAACGUGAGCUGCCGGGCAGGGAUCCAAGAGCCACCCACCACCGUUCCCAUCCCGCUGCCUCUCAGCUGAGCUUUGCCGGAGCCCAAAUCUCUUGGCCAAUGCUCUGGCUACGAGGGGAUUUCAUCACGGGAGGAAGGAGUGGGCAGGAUUGCACCCGUGCACCCUUUGCAGAAGCAUGGGGGUUGCACCAAAUACCCCAAAAAACAUCGGGGACUGUUUUAGCGUGCUGGCUCCUGAAGGCACAUGUGUAAGUCUGGAAGUCCCUGCAGUGUCCCGAAGGGAAUCCAGGCUUACACCAGAGUCUGGCUCAGUGAUUCACUGACAUUUAACCAAUUCUCCUUUCCUUUUUUUUUUUUUUUUUUUUUUUUUUUCCCACCCUGUUAAAUGAGGAAACUACCCUGGGGACAGGUUUUUAAAGGCACCUAGGUAGUGACCAAUAUAAUUUAGCACCUGACAGAGCUCAGCAGCUGUUACAGUUUUUGUUAAUCCCUUUAAAAACCUAGCCCUGCGCAACCUCCCAGAAAGUUAUUAGACUUUGUAAUUGCUGCUCCGUGUGGUCGUCCUGAUUCUUUAACUCUUCUUUGCACCAAGCAGCACCUCACCCCCUAAUUUUAAUGAAACCAGCAGGAGGCUGAUGUCUGUGGUCUGCAGGGAAGAAGGACAGAAUCAGGCUGUGUCUAGUGAUACUUGAAUGUUUAUAGCUCAUGUUUAAUUAAUUAGACAGCGCUCACUCUUGCCAGCCAGCUGCUCCUGUCAGCUACAGCUCUUGCAGAGGAGCUCCAGAACUAACACAUCUGUGAAACUGUUUAUCCAAGUUGGAUUUUGAAUGUAAAUCCAGGUUGCUGUACUUUUUUAUUAUAUUUUUCCCAGCUCUAUAUUUUGAAGUAUGUUCAAAUCUAGGGAACUUGGCUGCCCAUCCCUCUUACUGCAGCCUAGCAGUGUCCCGGAUCCAUGUCCAGGUAGCUGAUACGUAGAAGUUUCUUGGGUGCUUCUUGGUUAUUUCCUGAUUCCUUGUUUUCCCCAGUUAUUUAAGAACACACACAUGAGGUAGAACUGCAGGACUGAGCCCAAAUAGGAGCUAUACUAUAGCAAUAAACACUUCCACACUCAUUUACUAAAUCUCCUCUUUGAGCUGACAAAUAGAUACCCUAAAUCCUGUGAUCUUUCUGUUUUGUAAACAUUGAUAUUGAGGUUUUCUGUUCUGUCCACAAACACUGCACAGAACAUUUCCUCUCUGUAUACAUACAAAUUAAAGCCUUUCCCUUAAACAUACGUGAUUAAUAAAGGAAGUUAUUUGGUACUUUCUCUUUUAGAGUAGCUGGCGUGUCUGAUUUUUAGAAACAGAACCGUAAAUAUAUUCUGUCCACAGUAACCAGCCAAAGUGAUGACAAAGAUAAUAAAGAUCUGGUUAUUUGUACAAAC